AUGAAACUGACAAAAGCCAUGAAGAAGCUCAAGUUCUGGUCAAAAAAGAAGAAGAAAAAGAGAGCUCCUCUCCUUGAACAACCACCAUCACCUCCGCUACCCGUCCUCCCCUGCUAUUACCACUGCCCUUAUAAUUACCCAGUUGAGCCAUCAGCACCUCCCUUGCCACCGUGGUUCGAGUACGAGCAGCAGCAACAACCACAUGACUCGAGUUCAACGUCAGCCAACUUGAGUCAAACUCAUGGCAGCACAUUUUCUCAGCACUCUCAGAUCAAUAAACCACAACAAACACCGAUGGAUGAUAAUAAUUUGUCUCAACAGUAUAUGGUUCCUAACCAAGCGUACGGCGUACCUGUAAUGGCAGAAGCAAGAGUAGAGAGAGCUGGUGGAGCUUUUGGGUGUGUGAUCAAUUUUGGGGCUCACUUGUUCCGUUGUUUCUUUCCUUGCUUCCACGUUCGAGAAUUGAGGUAAGCUUGUAUGUAUGAAAAGGCUGAAGCAUUGCAGAACGAUUGAAGAGAUACUUUAUAUAUCUGUAGUAAUAAAACACUUGUAAAAAAAAAUAUCUAUGACAAUUGAGUUCUCUAUUUCUAUAUCAAAAUUAUUUAGGAGCAAUUUAUUUAUCAUUUUUAAUCA
Capsicum annuum is the source of this 633-nucleotide messenger RNA. RefSeq lists its product as uncharacterized. The coding region runs from base 1 to 471 and encodes 156 amino acids. Lineage: Eukaryota; Viridiplantae; Streptophyta; Magnoliopsida; Solanales; Solanaceae. The record is from RefSeq and is a predicted model, not a curated record. The transcript has a single exon.